Molecule: messenger RNA, 1017 nt
Organism: Cercospora beticola
Lineage: Eukaryota; Fungi; Ascomycota; Dothideomycetes; Mycosphaerellales; Mycosphaerellaceae
Product: amidohydrolase family protein
Biological process (GO): secondary metabolic process
Cellular component (GO): cytosol; cytoplasm
Molecular function (GO): hydrolase activity; carboxy-lyase activity
Source: RefSeq, a predicted model, not a curated record
AUGCUGUUCUUUCUUGUCUCUUCUCAAAAUCAGCCAGGCGAUCCAAGCGGCUGGCCAAGACCAGAGUGGUCAUUAGAGAGCAGCGAAGACCUGAUGAAACGCGCUGGAAUCAAAAGAUCUAUUCUUUCGAUUUCGGCUCCUGGAGCAUGUGUCCUUGAAGGCAAACAAUCCUGGGAGUUGGCACGUACCCUCAACGACAAAGCUGCCGAGAUACGCGACUCUAAACCUGAUACCUUCGGGUUUUUCCUCACGCUGGGCAAUGUCCUCGACACCGAUGAGGCGCUCACCGAGAUAGCCUAUGGCUUUGACGAGUUGGAAGCAGACGGCGUGUGCCUCUUUACCCGAUACGACAGCGACGACGAUUUUGGAGAUCCUAACAAAUACAUCGGCCACCUCGACUUUGCACCAAUCUGGGAAGAGCUAAAUCGACGCAAAGCUGUCGUCUUCGUUCAUCCUACCCAUCCUCGCGACAUCAGCAGAGCCAACAGCUUGCUCUACCAGCCAAUCGUCGAUUACCCGCACGAGACGACUCGCGCAGCCAUGGAUAUGUUGUUGAGCGGUACGAGGAGCGAGUUCCCCGAUUGCCAGGUCAUUCUCUCUCAUGCAGGUGGCACGUUGCCAUAUCUAAUUCCUCGCGUCGAGGCUCUGCUGGUCACUGGCCAUCACCAACACAUGGGCCUCGUUGUGAUCCCUACGGAACGCCUUCUGCGAGAUUAUCGCUCGUUCCACUUCGACAUCGCGCUCUCGACAUCGAAUGCCACGAUCAAGACAUUGCUUGAAACGGGUGUUUCCAAGGAGAAUAUCUUGUUCGGGAGUGAUUUCCCAUAUGCUCCUGAGUCAGCUUACCCGGCGUUCCUCAAACAUUGGCAAGAGGCCGACAUCUCGACCGAACAGAGGCGAAAAAUCCACUCAGAGAACGCGGUUAAGAUGUUUGAGAAGUCGGAAGCGGCCAGGGAGAAGGCUGCACCGAAACUACAGUGGUAUUCGUCCACAGGUCAGGUACUCGGCACUCAGUAA